CUGUGAAGCUCAAACGUAGCCAUGUUUGGACAAAGCGUUAUUAUUAUUAUUUAUUAUUAACACGAAUAAACAAAUAAGCACUAUAAAAUCACAGAAACCCUAAUCCAUUCACUCACUGUUUCAUUAGAGUAUAAAAAUUAGAAACCGUUUUGCAGAGAGAAAAGAUGGGAGGGUGUUUUUCGGAUAUGAAAGGAGGGAAGCAAGCGGUGGGAGGGAUACGUGAAGCAGCCACCGGCGUUGAACCGCAAAACGACGCCGUUGAUUUCUUUUACAAGACUCAAGGCUUUCAGCAGUUGUUCACGCGAGUUGAGUUAUCUCUUUCAGCUUCCAACUUACUUGAUCGGGACAUUACCUCAAAGAGUGAUCCCAUGGUUGUGGUAUUUGCAAAGAAAAGAGAUGGUCAAUUGGAAGAACUAGGUCGCACUGAAGUAAUUAUGAAUUGUUUGAAUCCAGAGUGGAUAGAGAAAAUCAGUGUUGCAUUUCAAUUCGAAAUUGUGCAACCACUUGAAUUUCAUAUGUAUGAUAUCGACACAAAAUAUCAUGGCGUUCCUGCUAAGACACUAAAAUUGCGAGAUCAAGAAUUUCUUGGAAUGGCCAAUUGCACAUUAUCAGAGAUUGUGACUAAACAAAGUAGGAGGUUAACAUUAAGGCUCCAAAACAAAAGCGGGAAUGGUGGUUUAAGAAACCUAGGAGCAAUUACGGUUCAUGCUGAGGAGACUGUUGCUUCGAGGAGUGUAGUUGAGAUGGUCCUUCGUUGUUCUCGCUUGGACAACAAGGAUGUUUUUUCCAAAAGUGACCCUUUUCUAAGAAUAUCAAGAAUGGUCGAGAGUGGUGGUUAUAUUCCUAUCUGCAAGACUGAAGUUAUCAACGACAAUUUAAAUCCAAAAUGGAGACCAAUUUGUCUUGGUGGUCACAAGUUUGGAAGUAAAGAUAAUCCAUUAUUGAUAGAGUGUUUCGAUUUCAAUAGCAGUGGCGAUCAUGUGCUUAUUGGUAAAAUGCAGAAGUCAGUAACAGAACUGGAAAAGUUAUACAGGGAGAAAACAGGCGCAAAUUUUGUCAUUCCAUCCACACGAGACAGGCAAGAGAAGGUUCUAAAAGGUCAACUAUUUGUGGAUCAAUAUUGUGAAAAAGAACAGUUUAGUUUUAUUGAUUACGUAUCUAAUGGUUUUGAACUGAACUUCAUGGUUGCUGUAGAUUUCACUGCUUCAAAUGGAAAUCCUCAACAUUCGGAUUCUUUGCAUUACAUUGAUGCAUAUGGUCGGUUAAAUCCAUACCAAAAGGCUAUAAUAGAGGUUGGAGAGGUCAUUCAGGUUUAUGAUUCUGAUAGGCGGUUUCCUGCUUGGGGCUUUGGAGGGAAGAUGCCGGGUGGUACCGUAUCCCAUUGUUUUAAUCUAAAUGGCAACCCAGGUGGCUCGGAGGUUGUAGGAGUCGAAGGCGUAAUGGAUGCUUAUGCCAAUGCUUUACGCAGUAUCGCUCUUUCAGGACCCACUUUAUUUGGCCCAGUUAUCAACAUGGCAGCUCAAAUGGCUGCGCAGUCCCUUUCAUCACAGUACAACACCAAGUAUUACGUAUUGCUUAUUAUAACAGAUGGAGUUGUUACGGAUCUGCAAGAAACAACGAACGCUCUAGUUAAAGCAUCUGACCUUCCCUUAUCGGUUCUCAUAGUUGGAGUUGGAAAUGCUGAUUUCGCAAGCAUGGAGGUACUGGAUGCUGAUAAUGGACGUGGGUUAGUGAGUUCAACGGGUCGUGUAGCUACACGAGAUAUAGUGCAAUUUGUCCCCAUGAGAGAAGUUGAGAGUGGGCAGAUAUCAGUGGUGCAAGCUCUUCUGGAAGAGCUACCUGAUCAAUUUUUGUCUUUUAUGCAAAGCAGGGAUAUCAAGCCUCAGCCACAGGUAUCGACUUCCGCCAUGCUAUAGAAUUUUGAAGAAAAUGGUAUCUUAGUAUCAAUAAUAAAAUAUAU
Vigna unguiculata (cowpea) is the source of this 1960-nucleotide messenger RNA. RefSeq names its product protein BONZAI 3-like. Gene Ontology annotation, biological process: cellular response to calcium ion. The record is from RefSeq and is a predicted model, not a curated record. Gene Ontology annotation, cellular component: plasma membrane. Gene Ontology annotation, molecular function: calcium-dependent phospholipid binding. NCBI's taxonomy places the organism in Eukaryota, Viridiplantae, Streptophyta, Magnoliopsida, Fabales, Fabaceae.